UCUUGGAGUCUGAGAAGCUGCAGAAGAAGAUGGAGGACUCUUCUUCACCCAACCACUCCUCUUCAUCACCCAUGGAGCUCUUUCAGGCAGUUAUAGCCAGUUAAACCAGUACAGAACCUUAAACUGAGCCAAAUCCAGGGUAGAACUCUGCAGAACCUCAGUCUGCAACAGAACCGAGCUACCGCUUGCUUCAGAACCCAAACAGAACCUCCAACUGGACCUCGGACCUGCUAAUCUGCUGCGUAGCGUCGGUCACCUGAUCGGAUCAGCGCUGAGAACAGAAGCAGGUUGUUCCCGACCCACCAGGUCCUGGAGGUUCUGGUAGAUCCAAUUAGCUUCCUGGCGGUCGGUGGGACCACAUCUCUGUCUUGGUUCUGCAGUUCUUCAUGGAGACGUCAUUGAUGCCAAGUGCAGUCCCCAGAGAGGAGAUGGGUCAGAACCAGUCCAUCAGCCUGGGUCUGAUUAGCAGGUGGAAGAAGAAUUAUAGUUCUGCUGGUUCUGGACUCAUUCAGAACCAGUUUUCAGAAACGACUCCAACCUGGACUGCAGUCAGGAUGGGAUCCUAUUCGGGUUCUGCCUGGAAGACACCAUGUUCUGGAUUUAUGUGUUUGGAGAUGAAACUGGGUAAUACUGGAUCAGAACCGGACAGGAUCUGAAGCUCUAGGUUCCGAUCUGAUCAGAACCAGGUCCUACCCAUAAUGCCUCAUGUUCUGCUGAUCUCGCCAGCCCUGCAGCUCAUCUAUUGGAGGGAACCCAGAAAGUCCUUGGCGGCGUUUGUCUCAUCUCUGAUGGUCCUUGUUGCCAUGGCGACGCUGUCGGUCAUCAGCGUCGUGUCCUACCUGUUGCUGGCCUUUCUCUGCGUCACCAUCACCUUCAGGGUUUAUAAAUCCGUGAUCCAGGCGGUCCAAAAGUCCCACGAAGGUCACCCCUUCAGGUCUCUGCUGGACCGGGACAUCUCCGUUUCCUCGGAGUCGGCCCGGCAGCUGGCCGAUUGGUGCCGGAACCGCCUGAACUGGCUGAGCGUCCAGACCAGGAGGCUGCUGCUGGUGGAGGACCUGGUGGACUCGCUGAAGAUGGCGGCCAUCAUGUGGCUGAUGACAUACGUCGGUGCGUUGUUCAAUGGCGUCACCAUUCUGAUCCUGGCCGAUGUCGUUUUCUUCACCGCGCCGCCGAUCUACCAGAAGAAGAAGACCCAGAUCGAUCGGCAGCUGGUUCUGCUUCAGUCCAAACUGGAGAAGGUUCUGCUGAGGCUGCAGGACCGGCUGCCUGGAGCUGUGAGGAGGAGCAAAGCGGAGUGAACCCGAGAUCAGCCCGGUUCCGGCUCAAUAAAGA
Gambusia affinis (western mosquitofish) is the source of this 1332-nucleotide messenger RNA. Its product is annotated as reticulon-3-like. The record is from RefSeq and is a predicted model, not a curated record. NCBI's taxonomy places the organism in Eukaryota, Metazoa, Chordata, Actinopteri, Cyprinodontiformes, Poeciliidae. The transcript has 8 exons. The coding region runs from base 699 to 1298 and encodes 199 amino acids. Gene Ontology annotation, biological process: neuron differentiation; endoplasmic reticulum tubular network formation; brain development. Gene Ontology annotation, cellular component: postsynaptic density; neuron projection.